AUGGAGGACGGGACCCCCCAACAAGUGCACCCCCUGAGGCUGCCCCCCUGUGAGCACGGACGAUUGCAUAAGCUAAGUGCAUCCCACCAGCCCCUCGACCUGCUGUCUGGAACCUUCUCCAUGGCCCUCUGCGGGGACCCCGGCCGCCCGCUGAUGCAACCACCGGCCGUGGUGUUUUGCUGCAGUAGCCAAGCAGACUUUGCCAGGGUAGGCACUCUGCCUCAGCUUUCCCGGCGUCGGGACAGCGGUGCCCACGGCCCCUGCACGGCCGCGUGGAGCCAGCGUGGCAGCCCUGCCCCCACCUCCGCCACCUGCUGGGGACGGCACAGGAGAAGCAGGAAGGCAGUGCGUCCCCUCCCGGCUCGCCCAGCAGGGGACAGCCCGCUGGCCCUGCCCCGGGGCCGGGGCGCUCACACAGCGUGGUCUGGGCUCCCGGAGCACGCGUGUGGGCUGUCGGCUCGAGAACAGACAUGGUCCACACGGGCAGGUGCCGUUUGCUGGAAGCACGGAACGAGAAGAGGCAGGGGGCGGGACACGCGCGGGCGCCUGCCUCCGGUCUCAGCCCAGCCCUCCCCCAGGCUGCUCUCAGACCCCAGCCCGUGGCUUCCUGCUGCCCUCACCACUGCCCCUCCCCCCAGGACCUCCCACUCCCGGGCCAAGGCCGAGGCGGCCCUCACAGCGGCUCAGAAGGCCCAGGAGGAAGCACGGAUCGCCAGGAUCACUGCCAAAGAGUUCUCCCCCUCCUUCCAGCACCGGGAGAACGGGCUGGAGUGCCAGCGACCCAAGCAUCAGCUCUCCUGCGAGGAGGACAUCGAGGUGCUGUCGGCCGGGGCGCCCCUGCAGCAGGAGAGCCCCGGGCUGUACCGCAAGGGCACCACCCCUUCCGACCUGACCCCGGACGACAGCCCCCUGCAGAGCUUCCCCGCCAGCCCCGCGGCCACCCCGCCCCCGGCCCCCGCCUCCAGGAACAAGGUGGCCCACUUCUCCCGGCAGGUGUCGGUGGACGAGGAGCGAGGCGGGGACAUCCAGGUGCUCCUGGAGGGCCGGGGAGGGGACUACGCCCGCGGCGGCUGGGGCGAGGAGAAGGCCGGGGGCCCCCGGGGCGUGCGCGGCGGCGCCCUCCGCAGCAGCCAGCCCGCCGAGGACCUGCGCGCCCGGGGCUCGGGCCACAGGCAGCCCGGGAACCCCAAGCCCCGGGAGCGGCGGACGGAGUCCCCCCCCACGUUCUCGUGGACGCCCCACAGCGCGGCGGGCGGCAAGCUGCUGGAGCGGGACGAGGAGCGGCUGAGCAACUACAAGCUGGAGAUGAGGCCGCUGCUGAGGAUGCAGGCCCCGCCCCAGAGACGACGCUGCGGCCGGGGCGCCGCCGGGGAGCCCCGCCCCGACGACCGGGGCUUCGGGGUGCAGAGGCUGCGGCCCAAGCCCCAGAACAAAGAGAGCCUGAGGCCGGCCUCCGCCGCGGAGCCCACGGUGCAGAAACUGGAGAGCCUGCGGCUGGGCGCCCGGGCCGAGCCCCGGCUGCUGCGCUGGGACCUGACCUUCUCGCCGCCCCAGAAGUCCCUGCCUGUGGCGCUGGAGUCCGACGACGAGAACGGGGACGAGCUCAAGUCCAGCGCGGGCUCGGCGCCUGUCCUCGUGGCCAUGGUGAUCUUGCUCAACAUCGGAGUCGCCAUCCUGUUCAUCAACUUCUUCAUCUGAGGGGACCGCCGCGGCCAGGAGCCCGCCCCCCGCCGCCCGGGACGGCCCCGCGGACAGGACUGGGAUUACUCACAGUUUGCCUUCUUCCCUGGGUGAGGUGUUAGAUUUUAGCCAGGAGCCUUUGCCUAACACGGCGCUGUGCGGCGUGGCAGAGGCCGGCGCGCCAGCCUCCCACGUGGGGAGAGAAGGGCCCGGCCCCCAGCGGCGCGAGAGGCCGAGAGUCCCUGGCUCUGUUCUUCCUGGCCGGAGGCGGGCAGCAGGGUGUCCCAGCCCAGGCCUCGUCCGACUCUCAGUCCGCUGCGUCAGGAAGGGGAGCGAGCCCGCCUUCUCCCCUCGGCACUGCCCCUCGGCCCUCCUCGGAGCCGCCUCCCCACUCGGAGUCUUAAGCAAAGCCCUCGUCUCCCCACCGUCCACCGCCCUCGCCGCCCGCCCCUCCCCGCACCGCCGCCGCGCCUGGGCGCUGACGCCGAGGGGCUGCCGGGCACAGAGCCCACUGCGCUGCGGCCGGCGUGACAGCGCGUGGGCCCUGUGCUCCGUGUGCCGGACGUGUCCCGAUGCCCGGUUACUGACCUCCACGGGUUCUCACCUGUCUGUUCUGUGCCUGCCUCGACCCCCCCGACAGAUAUGCAUUGUGCCCCUGCUGCUCACAGAGGGUCUGGCCCAGGACGGCCCGAGACGCUGUUGCAUAUCAAGCCCUCCCCGGUGUACGGCGUUAGCUCGUUCAGUCCCUCGGAAACAGGUCCCCGUGUCUGCCUUCUCUGCAGGGCUGUCCCUCCAGCACACGAGAGACCAGGGGUGGGGCGCGCCUGGGUGCCGCGGCCCUCGUCCCUGUCAGGGCCGUGUGCGCGCCCGCCUGGGGGCCCUGGAGCCCUCCCGCCUCACGGACUCGGCCUUGCUUUGCUUAUGUUUAGCUGUUUCUCUGCUCCCUUUCGAGCGGAUUUCUUUACUACACUGCACUGGAUUGCUAUAUUUUUAACCAGAAAUAAACGAAAGAUUAGAGCAUG
Molecule: messenger RNA, 2702 nt
Organism: Oryctolagus cuniculus (rabbit)
Lineage: Eukaryota; Metazoa; Chordata; Mammalia; Lagomorpha; Leporidae
Source: RefSeq, a predicted model, not a curated record